Durusdinium trenchii is the source of this 2282-nucleotide messenger RNA. Lineage: Eukaryota; Dinophyceae; Suessiales; Symbiodiniaceae. The record is from the annotation of a GenBank genome assembly.
CCGACCACGACCAUCUCCCCGACCAUCUCCCGCCGGCCGCGGGGGACCGCGGGGACCCGCGCGCGGACCACGCCAUGGAUGGCGUCGACCGUGUCUUCGAGGUCCAUCUCCGGCGGCGUCUGGACCGGUGGCCUCAGCCGCAGCAGUACCGUCACCGGGCCCACGGGCGGCGCGGCGUCCGGAGCGGUCGUUCCCUCCGCCUCCACAGACGCUUUGAAGGACUUCUUUCAGACUUGUACAGGCUUAACAAGCCUUUGUGGCUUCAUGGUUGUGUUCUGCUGGGUGGUGAUCGACAGCGAACUGGCCGAUGAGUCCAUCCUCAUCGGGGGCUGCCUCACGGUGGUGGGCCUUGGCCUCUUUGGCCUUGGAGUACGCUUUGGGCUGAUGCCGCUGAGCGAGGAGGUGGGCCGAGCAUUGCUGGAGAAAACCUCAAAGCAGGUGGUCUACAUCUUGGUCUUCCUUUUAGGGUUCUUGUGCAACGCCACGGAACCGACCGUUUGGAGCUUAAGUGCCACGGUGCGACAACUCUACAGUUCCCAAGGAGCUCUCUCUCUUGGUGCACGGCGAAUGGUGAUGCUCACCGACCAUCCGGUCGUUACCCUGUUCUGGCUAAGUGUCAGUGUGGGCCUGGCGACACUGCUGGGCUGGCUGGCGCUGCGAUCCGAUGCCCCCACCGUUUUGGGCGCUCGGCUGAUGUACAAACUGAAUAUCAAGAAGGUCAUUUUUGGCGUCACGACGGGCAUGCUCGUCUUCACCAUUGCCUGUGCCAACAUCACUGGAUCCUUGCCGGCUGUGGCAGGCUUCGCCUGGGACAUGGCCGCGGGCACCUCAGGCGCGGUGUCGUCGCCCAUCCUCCUGGGCUUGGGCAUCGGCAUGAGCAGUCGCGACCGGCGCCGGCUCUCGGACCAAGAGGACGGUGGCUCCGCCUGGUCUGCGGGCUUCGGCGUGUUGGCCUUUUCGGUGUUGCUCCCAGUCGCGACGAUGUGGUUGGUGACCAUGGGCAUGGGCGAAGGAGAAGACACGAUGUUUGGAGACAAAACGAUGGGCUUGGGACUUCCCAAGCCGAAGCGCUUCGAGGAGGUCCUCGCCACCUCGUGGGCGACGGCCUCGUGCACACUGGGUCCAAUCUCCGGUUUGCUUCUCUUGAUUCAUUUUGUGCUCUUCUACCGGGAGCUGGGCACCUUACCCGAGCUCAGCACGAUCCUCCUGAGUCUCGCAGCCUGCUUCCUUGGCAUUGCGAUCUUUACUAUGGGUUUGGAAAUGGGGCUUGUGCCCCUGGGGGAUCGAGCCGCCUUGCAGCUCGCGCACGCAAAGUACAUUUACCUGGCACCGGAGGACCCAAGGCCCUUGACAUGCUUGAUAGUCAUCUCUUCCUACGGCUUCUUUGUGGGUGUCUUCGCGGCCUGGUGUGAGCCACAGCUGAAAACCUUGGUGAAGACGGUGGAGAGCCUUUCUGGGGACACCUUUGAAAGAGAACAGCUCAUGUUGGUGGUGACCUUGGGUGUCGGCUGCGGCAGCGCGCUGGGCUUUGUCAAGGUCUUUUUCGGUCUUCCAUUGGUGGACGUCCUUUCAGUGGGCUACACCUUGUGUUUGCUGCUGACCCUUAUCGCUGAUGAGGCCACGGUGGCCAUCGCGUGGGACACGGCCGGGCUCACCACGGGUCCGGUCAUGGUGCCGCUGCUGAGUCGCAGCGGCCUCCGCUUCGUGAGCUACGGCUGGCCGCCCGAAGAGUGCUUCGGGAUCGUGAGCUGCGUGACCUUGGGCGCCGUCUGCUCCGUCUUGUCCAACGGGGUGAUUCGCUCCCAAGCCGUUCACCUCGGCCGAAGCCGUUCCUCCACCUGGACGGAAAUGCGACGAAUUGUCUCCUGAGUGCGAGUGCGACGUUCCUUUCUGGGGACGUGGAGCAAGACAUAGCAAAACAUACCAAGUAUACGGCCAGGACGUGUUCGUCGCCAAAUACGGUCAGACGAAACACUUCACGGAAUCUGGAACAUCUCAAGCUCCUGGAGCGUGUAUUUGGUUUGCUCGAAGACACCCAGAAAAAUAUCAGCUGAGCGAAUGGACCAAAGUGUGGCGGGAGAUGGAACAAUGCUGCUUCCCCCGUCUGUCCACAGCCGUCCUGAACGUAGCUUUGGAGACCUCUCAGUUAUGCUUCACUGAAUCUACUACAUGAACAAUCUACGCAGUAGUCAGUUGCGUCGCUUGGCGCCGAGUUUCGUGCGCAUUUCGCGAAAACGACCUUCCACUGUGCCCCAGCUGACGCGAUAGCCCUCGGAUCCCUU